AUGAAAUAUAUCUAUCAAGCUGACCAUAAGAAGUAUGGGGAGUAUCUGGGGGAUGGACAAGGUGAUGUGGAUCUGGAUCAUGCAGUGGAAAUAGAUGAUGCAGAGAACUUCCUAGCCUUCAGCCAUGAGGCAUACAAUGAGGAUAUUAUGACAUUUCAGACUAUGAACACCCAGCUUGAUCAACUUGAAGAGGAAAUUGCAAUGCUGGUGACAGAUAUGCAGAGUCAGUUUCUUCCCUCUUCCAUUGCUCCCACCACCAUGGAUUGGCCAAUUUUCAGAGACAAGGGAUACUUGGAAUUGACUGACCAAGGUGAAGGAAGUCAUGAUGGUCUUGACAUCAGCCACCAUGUUCCCCCAGAGCUUGACACUUGA
Molecule: messenger RNA, 372 nt
Organism: Pisolithus orientalis
Lineage: Eukaryota; Fungi; Basidiomycota; Agaricomycetes; Boletales; Pisolithaceae
Exons: 4
Coding region: 1-372 (123 amino acids)
Source: RefSeq, a predicted model, not a curated record